This is a messenger RNA of Mandrillus leucophaeus (drill), 1854 nucleotides long. It is a transcript of the gene SIKE1, whose product is annotated as suppressor of IKBKE 1. Bases 82 to 717 code for a protein of 211 amino acids. The transcript has 5 exons. Lineage: Eukaryota; Metazoa; Chordata; Mammalia; Primates; Cercopithecidae. The record is from RefSeq and is a predicted model, not a curated record.
AGUAAUGCUGAGACAGACUCCCAGAAGAUCUGAGCGAGUCGCGUAGCUGAGCCCGGCAGGGGCUGGGGUUGUGCUGCUGCUAUGAGCUGCACCAUCGAGAAGAUCCUGACAGACGCCAAGACGCUUCUGGAGAGGCUGCGGGAGCACGAUGCGGCCGCCGAGUCGCUGGUGGAUCAGUCGGCAGCGCUGCACCGGCGGGUAGCCGCUAUGCGGGAGGCGGGGACAGCGCUUCCGGACCAGGUCAGGCAGAGGUAUCAAGAGGAUGCAUCCGAUAUGAAGGACAUGUCCAAAUACAAACCUCACAUUCUGCUGUCUCAAGAGAACACACAGAUUAGAGACUUGCAACAGGAAAACAGAGAGCUGUGGAUUUCCUUGGAGGAACACCAGGAUGCAUUGGAGCUCAUCAUGAGCAAGUACCGGAAACAGAUGUUACAGUUAAUGGUUGCUAAAAAAGCUGUGGAUGCUGAACCAGUCCUGAAAGCUCACCAGUCUCACUCUGCAGAAAUUGAGAGUCAGAUUGACAGAAUCUGCGAAAUGGGAGAAGUGAUGAGGAAAGCAGUUCAGGUGGAUGAUGACCAAUUUUGUAAGAUUCAGGAAAAAUUAGCCCAAUUAGAGCUUGAAAAUAAGGAACUUCGAGAAUUAUUGUCCAUUAGCAGUGAGUCUCUUCAAGCCAGAAAGGAAAACUCAAUGGACACUGCUUCCCAAGCCAUCAAAUAACUGAACUCUGAAUGAUGGCUGGAGAUUGUCUAUCAAGGAAGGAAGUUACUAUCUUCCCAUUCAAGUACUGUCCAUUAAGUGUCUUGCCUCAGAUUUGAUUUAAUCUUAAUUAAAGGUAUCAGGUGGCAAUUUAGAAUUCCAGUCAAUAAUGGCUGUCCACGGUUCUCAGAUGUGUUACUAUGAAUACAUGCUGAAUUUCACCAUUCCUUUCUCAAAGAGACUACUUUUAAUUUUCAUUUCUGGGACUUUGAUUUAUAUAAACUAUGUUUUCAGUUCAUUGUUAUUUUUCACAUCUUUGAAACUUUGAGCAUUUUUUUAUAAGCCAGCAAUUUUAUUUUAUAUAGCAUUGUAAAAUACACUUCUAGGAAAUUUUAGGAAAGAUUUAACUUUUUAAAUCUAUUUGGCAUAAACCCUGAUUUUUUUUUUUUUCCAUUUGACAAAAUAAUACAAUUCCACAGAACUAGAUCAGCAGAUUCUCUGAUUUGUAAUGUCAUUUACCUGUGAACUUUUAAGUCUCUCUGGUGCUAAGAAUUGGCACUUUAUAGCCUGGUGCCUUUACUUUUAAUUUGAGAGAACCUACUGCUAGUCCCAGGAAACGUACUUGGAAAUAAGUCAGCUAUUUUUUUCCCCAGUGAUACUAUAGUUGUCAUAUUGUUCAAAGUUCAUACUGUUCAAAGCUGAGGAGCUUGUCCUGUGUGUGCGCAUGCACACAUGUGCACUUAGUUCAAAUACUAAAAGUAGCUUUUAUUAAAUAUAAUCAGCCAAAAAAACACACACAAAAAAUCAAAAAACCAAAUAUAAGUAGUCAGUUUUUCAGUGUUAUCGUAUUGGUUCUAUAUUCUAUUUUAAUUUUUAUACAAUUUCCAUUUUAUAAUCAAGAACCAUCACUUACUUGGAUUGGAUGUCUUUCAGUCCUAGCACUAAUAGGUAGUUGGCUUGCUUUUUUUUUUUUUUUUUUUUAACAUAGAAGCAGUUGUGUUUUUUUUGUUUUUUGUUUUUGUCUUUUUUCUUUUUUUUUUAAGCUAUAUAAAAAGGUGAGGAAGCAGUUUUGUUACCUAAUGAAAAUUAUUACACUCAUAAUGCUGUGUAGGCAACAUUGAGAUUCAAAUGCCCAGUGGUCACCUGGGUUCACUCAUC